UGGGCCUGCGCCAGAAGCCAAGUUGCGUGUUCUGUUUGUUUGGAGAUGCUGGAUUCUUCUGGAACCGCCAGCGGUUAGUGGCCACACCCUCAGCUCCAGGCACUGCUCUGAGUGCAGUUACAGAUAGAACGCUUUAUCUGGUUACAGUCGCGUCUGGUGAGGUGCGUUUUACUCCUCUUUGCCCCGGGCCCCUGUACUCCGUCUGAGAAACACUGCCAAGUCCUUCCCCUCCUCUGCCCCUCCAGCACUCCAGUAUUCUCAGCGCUCCAGUGGACCUGCCAAAGUUAUCACAGGGUCUGUCCCACUUCUGUCUGCUCCAUAUUGUCAGCCUUAUCCAGCAGCCACCCUCCACUCCUAGAGCUUCUCUUUCCUGAAGAUCUGUUCAAAAAGAGCCUCAAACUCAGUUGAUGUGCACAGACCUUUGUUCUGGCUCCUUGGCUAAGAAAUCUCUCUCCCAAUGUUCCUCUUGUGUUGUUUAGGGCCCAAGCAGAAUUGAGGGAGAGGAACCAGCUGAGCCUCAGAGGCACCGACCGGCAUCCCUGUGACUGACAGCACUGCCAGGGCCCAGCCGUCUGAACCAUCUUCAGUAUCAUGGAGCCUCCUGGAGAGAAGCCAGGAGAGGCUGAGGCGCUGAGCAUCACACCCCAGCUGCUGAAGUCCCACUCGGGAGAGUUUGCCCUGGAUUCCAUCCUGUUGCUGAAGCUUCGGGGUUUAGGGGUGGUAGACCUGGGUUGUUUGGGGGAGUGCCUGAACCUUGAGUGGCUUGACCUAUCAGGCAAUGCACUUACCCACCUGGGCCCACUGGCAUCCCUGCACCAGCUGGCUGUGCUCAACGUCUCCAAUAAUCGGCUUACAGGACUGGAGCCACUGGCAGCCUGUGAGAACCUACAGAGCCUCAAUGCUGCUGGUAACCUGCUGACCACUCCUGGUCAGCUGCAGUGUCUGGCUGGGCUGCAGGCCCUGGAGCACCUGAGGCUCCGGGACCCUUUGGCCCGGCUCAGCAACCCGCUCUGUGCAAAUCCUUCCUACUGGGCUGUGGUCCGAGAGCUACUGCCUGGCCUCAAAGUCAUAGACGGGGAACGUGUGAGUGGGCGGGGCAGUGAGCUGUACCAGUUAUGCCGAGACCUGGACAGUUCCUUGCGCUCCGGCUCCAGCCCAGGCCCCAGAGUCAUCGAGGCCCAGCCAUGGGUAGAGCCUGGCUACUGGGAGUCCUGGCCCCUCCGGAGCAGCUCCAUUCUGGAGGAGGCCUGCCGGCAGUUCCAGGACACACUGCAGGAAUGUCUUGACCUGGAUCGUCAGGCCAGCGAUAGCUUGGCUCAGGCCCAGCAGGCUCUCAGCCCUGCAGAAACCACUUCUUCCUUUGUGUUCUGAAUGCGACUCAUAGCCAAGGUGGUCUGAUCAUAGACAUUCCUUCCCUGCCCCAUGCGCUUGCCUCUCUAUUUAUUUAUUUAUUUCUGGUCACUGACCCUGUAGACUAGGUUGUUCAUUCAUCCCUUUCUUGAGAGCUUCCUAACUCCUGCAUCUCCUUGAAGGCGUUUCCUCCCUCCUCCCACAGCCUCAGGGACACACUUUACAGGUCGCUUCUAGAAGGGAGAGGAGAUCCCUCACUGUCUGGCAAAUGCACCAUGCGGCCAGGCUCCGGGGGCUCCGGGCACGCAGUGUCUGGGCUCCCUCAGAUGCCCAACCUAAGUCUUUGUGGGUAAAGUUACUUGCCACCUGCUUAUUCUUAUGAAAUAGUUCAGUGCUCAUAUUAUCAGUUGUCUCUUCUCCAGCAAAUCCAUGGGGCUUCUGUACCGCUGCUUUGGUCCUGUGGGAGGCUCCUACACUCUCCCUACCUGCUUCUUCCUGGUACUAGGCAGGAAGUGUGGACACGCACACGCGCACAUGCGCACACAGUCUUUGAGC
Messenger RNA from Mus pahari (shrew mouse), 1905 nucleotides. It is a transcript of the gene Lrrc61, whose product is annotated as leucine rich repeat containing 61. The coding region runs from base 592 to 1371 and encodes 259 amino acids. The record is from RefSeq and is a predicted model, not a curated record. Gene Ontology annotation, molecular function: protein binding. Gene Ontology annotation, biological process: outer dynein arm assembly. Gene Ontology annotation, cellular component: cytoplasm. Lineage: Eukaryota; Metazoa; Chordata; Mammalia; Rodentia; Muridae. The transcript is spliced from 5 exons.